Molecule: messenger RNA, 3031 nt
Organism: Lonchura striata (white-rumped munia)
Lineage: Eukaryota; Metazoa; Chordata; Aves; Passeriformes; Estrildidae
Source: RefSeq, a predicted model, not a curated record
AUGGUGCCCAUCCUCAGCCUCUGCCUGCUGGGCAGCUCCGCUCUGCUCCUCAGCACCGCGCCCGGGGCUCAAGCUGCCCUGUGCCCGUUCCCACGGGUGUGGUACGGGACCGUGUCCCCUCGCCGCUAUUACUACCGGACGAGGGACACCGUGAGCGUCACCUGCAGCCCGGGCUACACCCUGCGGGGCCCCCGCAGCAGCACCUGCGGGGCUGCCUCCAGGUGGGACCCCCCUCUGCCGCAGUGCAAGAAGGAGGUGACAUGUCCUCGGCCACCGAGCAUCGCCAACGGGCUGCACACCGAGCACUCCUCGGGCAGCUUCUCCCGGGGCGUGACCGUGUCCUACAGCUGCCGGCAGGGCUUUGAGCUGCUCGGGAAACAGUGUGGGCACCCUGGUGAGCCUGUGAACGGCAAGAUCAUCUCCCUGACAAACCUCCAGUUUGGGUCUACAGUGGUUUACAGAUGUGAAGAAGGGCACAGGUUAAUUGGACAGGCCAGCAGGCGCUGUGAGAUCUCGGGGGGAGGUGUUGCAUGGACUGGCCACGUUCCCCUCUGUCAGCGCAUCCCCUGCGAGCCGCCUCCGGACAUCCCCCGCGGGCAGCACUCGGGCCGGCUGCUGAGCGAGUUCCACUACGGCACGGCCGUGACCUACAGCUGCCAGCCCGGCUUCCCCCUGCACGGGCACCCCUCUGUCCACUGCACCACCCACGACGGGCACAGCGGCGUCUGGAGCGAGCCCCUGCCCGCCUGUGGAGAGGCGAGCUGCCCUGUCCCACAGAUCCAGCACGGGAGGAUCGUGGCUGCCAGGUCUGCCUACGCACACAGGGACACCGUGACCUUUGAAUGUGAGCCAGGCUAUGCCAUCCGUGGCCACAGAGAGAUCCAGUGCCAGCCAAACAACACCUGGGAGCCGCCUGUGCCCGUCUGCGAGCAGGGUCUGACCUGCGCCGCCCCUCCGGCCGUCCCCAACGGGACACACAGCGGGGGCUCCAGGGACACCUUCUCCCUCGGGGACGUGGUCACCUACACCUGUGCCCCGGGGCUGGUCCUGGCUGGAGGAGCCUCCCUGUCCUGCACCUCGGUGGACGGGGAGCAUGGCACCUGGAGCGGGGCAGUGCCACGGUGCCAAGAGGUGACGUGCCCUGCCCCGCCGAGCAUUGCCAACGGGCAGCACGGUGCCAGCCCCGGUGCCAGGCACAGCCCGGGCUCGCUGGUGCUCUACACCUGCGCCGAGGGCUACUCCCUGCUGGGGAACGCCUCCAUCCGCUGCACUGCCAAGGGCACCUGGAGCCGGCCCCAGCCCCGCUGCCGAGGUGUGUUCGUGUGUUCUCGUGCCUUCCUCUGCCUGUCCCUCGCCUCCUUCCUCCUCCUUGGCUCCUGGUUUAGUCACUGCAACCAAACCCCCAGGGAGAGGCAGAGAGCAGAGGUGCCAGGGGCAGGAGGAGCCCCAUCAAUUGGCUGCACCAGGCCAGAGAUGGAGAAUGGAAAAGUGACAGGCUCAGAGACCACCUACAGCCUGGAGGACACCGUCAUCUUCGAGUGCAACUUUGGUUAUGCCUUGAAGGGCUCGCAAGAGUCUCAGUGCCAGUUUGGGGGCAAGUGGCACCCUCCUGUCCCCACCUGUGAGAAGCUGCCUUCGUGUCCUUCCCCUCCAACUAUCAGAAAUGGCCAGCACGACAGCAAGGGUGUGACAGAGUUCAUCCCUGGCAUGGCAGUGAAGUACCACUGUGACCCGGGCUACGUCCUCACCGGGAAAACCACGGUUUCCUGUUUGCCAUCGGGAGUCUGGAGCAUCCCUUACCCCUGGUGUGAAGGCUUCGUGCUGAGGGGCAGCCGUGGGGCCGAGUGCCAGCCCGACAGCCACUGGGUGCCUGCUGUGCCCACCUGCCAGCCAGUGCGGCUCUGCCCUCCGCCCCCCGUCAUCGCCCACGCCACGCUCAGCGCCGAGCCGGGGAUGAACUUCACCAGUGGCACCUCCGUGAGCUACAGCUGCCAGCCCGGCUUCUCCCUGCUCGGGGACCCCUCCGUGCUGUGCACGGCCUGGGGCAACUGGAGCCAUCCCUACCCACGCUGUGCAGUGCUGCAAUGCCCUUCACCUCCAAAUAUUGACAAAGGAAAGCACGACAGCCAGGACCUGGAGGUUUUUCCCACUGGGAUGGUUGUGAACUACAGCUGUGACCCUGGCUACAGCCUCCAGGGAGAGGCAUCCAUCUACUGCACCAACUCUGGCAACUGGAGCCUCCCUCUCCCUCAGUGUGCAGCCCCACAGAUCCAGAACGGGAGGGUGGCUGUCCCCAAGCCCCGCUACACCUACAGGGACUCUGUCACCUUUAAGUGCCACAGAGGCUUCACCCUGCGAGGCCACCCCACGUCCCGGUGCCGAGGUGACAGGAGGUGGCACCCACCCGUACCUGUCUGUGAGCAGGCUGGGAAGUGUCUGCAGCCUCCAAACAUCACCAAUGGGAGGCUGAAAGGCGACAGCUCUGCCGCCUUUCCCUCCGGAGCCGUUGUAUCCUACAGCUGCGAUCCUGGUUACUCCCUGCUUGGGAACGCUUCCAUCACCUGCACGGCCUCGGGAUCCUGGAGCCAGCCCCUGCCGCGGUGCCAAGAGAUCAGAUGUGAAUUCCCGGAUGUCCAAGGUGUUAAAAAAGCCAUUAAAGGAAAUACUUAUCGCUCUGGCACUAACAUCACUCUUGAAUGUGACGAUGGUUACAUGCUGGCAGGCAUCAGUCACACCCAGUGCCAAGAGGAUUUCAGCUGGGACCCUCCGGUGCCAGCCUGCAAACUGACAUCCCCCAAGUCCGGGUCAGUAGGCCUAGGAGUGGUAGCUGCAGCAGUUCUGCUGCUCCUGGGGGCAGGUGUUGUCUGGAAAAUAAUUUCCAAGCAGAAGGAAGGCUAUUAUCAUACGUAUGAAAACUAUAAUUACAGAACCCCCCUGAACCCAGACUCUGAACACAGAGGCUCGUGUCUGCCAUAGGAGGUAUGGAUUUAUAUUCCUCAGCACAAAAUACCAAUUAGAGCUGCAAUAACUA